This is a messenger RNA of Bradysia coprophila, 1429 nucleotides long. RefSeq names its product NADPH dehydrogenase-like. Gene Ontology annotation, molecular function: NADP binding; FMN binding; NADPH dehydrogenase activity. Gene Ontology annotation, cellular component: intracellular anatomical structure. The record is from RefSeq and is a predicted model, not a curated record. NCBI's taxonomy places the organism in Eukaryota, Metazoa, Arthropoda, Insecta, Diptera, Sciaridae.
UUUGUGUUCAGUAGUGAAGUUCACUUAGUGGGUGAAACAUUCUAAAAUUUUAUGUUCACACGCGCACUUAAUACACAAAACGUAGUAAAAAUGGGAUCGUUAGCCACUCAAGUAAAUAAAACGGUCGAAGUUAAGGGAAAUGGCCUAGCUAUGGAUGUCGGACUUGUGCAAAAUAAACCCAUUGGACAGGUCAUCGAAAGCACUCAACCGAAAACUGUUCCCAAAUUAUUUACACCAUUCACAAUAAGAGACCAGACGUUUCCGAAUCGAAUACUGGUCGCUCCCAUGUGUAUGUAUUCAUGCAAGAACCAAGAUGGAAUCUUGACCGAUUUCCACUUGGCACAUUAUGGUACUCUUGGAAUUCGUGGAACAUCUCUUGUUAUUAUCGAAGCGACAGCUGUUGAGCCACAAGGUAGAUUGUCACCUGAAGAUACUGGUAUGUGGGGAGACGAACACAUCGAACCAUUGAGACGCAUAGCACGACUUGUACACGCAUCUGGUGGGAGACUUGGCAUUCAGUUAGCGCACGGUGGAAGAAAGGCAGCAUGUUACCCUCCUUUUCAUAAAUAUGAAGAGAACAACGGCAGAUUAAACCGAGGAUCUCCAGUGCCAGAUAGUGAAGGCGGAUUUGCGAAUGAAAUUCGUGCUCCGACUUCUGUUGCUUGGUCUAAGGAUAUGCCAGCUCCGAAAGAAUUAACCACUGCUGAAGUCAAAGAAUUGGUACAGAAAUUUGCUGAUGCUGCAAAGAGAUCGGUUGAGGCCGGUGUAGAUGUGAUAGAGAUUCACGGAGCACACGGUUAUCUAAUUCACGAGUUCCUUUCUGGAUUCACAAAUAAACGUACCGAUGAGUAUGGAGGAAGUCUAGACAACCGACUUCGAUUUGUAUUAGAAAUUAUCGAAGCAGUUCGUGCUGUAAUUCCAGCUGGUAUGCCGCUAUUUUUGCGUGUUUCUGGAACGGAUUACAAAAAUCCUAGCGAUAUAGUAGCAUCCGACCCAGAAGGUUGGGACAUUGAUCAAGUAAUUGAACUUUGUCGAAGAGCAGUUCCGCUUGGUUUGGACCUAAUUGACAUAUCGUCUGGGGGCAAUGUUCCCGGUAAUCGAGGAGUUUUCAGUAACGAUUUCGGCUUCCAAGUUCCAUUGGCUCAAAAAGUGAAAGAGGCAAAUAUUGAAGGAUUACUAGUGGGAACCGUUGGCGGACAGAAUGUUCCUACGCUAUCGGAAAAGGUUUUGCAGGAUAACAAGGCGGAUGUUGUUCUUAUAGCAAGGGAAUUUAUAAAAGAUCCGAGCUACGUUUACACAGCGGCUCGAGAAUUAGGAGUGGUAGCUCGUUGGCCGAAACAAUAUUCAUGGUGGCAGCCAUUUACAGCUGAAGAAAAAACUACGUUAGAACACAAAUGAACAAUAAAACAAUUUAAAUAAAUAGUUUCCA